This is a messenger RNA of Papaver somniferum (opium poppy), 1188 nucleotides long. RefSeq names its product LOB domain-containing protein 4-like. Lineage: Eukaryota; Viridiplantae; Streptophyta; Magnoliopsida; Ranunculales; Papaveraceae. Bases 148 to 1020 code for a protein of 290 amino acids. The transcript is spliced from 2 exons. The record is from RefSeq and is a predicted model, not a curated record.
ACUAACAAGUUUAACAAUCCCUUUUUUCUUUUUCUUUUGCUUAAAUGUUCAUCUUCUUCUUCCUGGUUAGCAGCUAAUGCUUUCUUAUAUACGAUUUUGGAAUGCUGAGUUUUUCAUAAAUUUAGUAUCUUAGAAUUCAGAUGUAAGAUGACAGUCAAAGGUGGCACGAGCCAAGCCUGCGCUGCGUGCAAGUAUCAGCGUCGAAAAUGCUCGAAUGAAUGUCCUCUGAAGCCGUAUUUCCCUGCUGAUCAACCUAAAAUGUUCCAAAAUGCUCAUAGGUUAUUUGGUGUGAGUAAUAUUCUGAAAAUUAUUAAUCCACUUCCACCAAACCUAAAAUCGGAAGCAAUGCGGUCAAUCAUUUAUCAAUCAAAUAUUCGCGAUAAGCAUCGAGUUCAUGGCUGUAUUGCCAUCAUUGAACAACUUAAUUUCCAAUAUCAGCAAGCUAAACUCGAACUUGAUGCUGUUAAUGCUCAGCUCGCUAUAUGUCGUCAACAGUACAAUCAGCUUUCUCCAGCACUGCCUUCUUCGGAGUCUUCUCCUUCAUCUCAGUUGCAGUUAGGUAUGGGUGGACCGAGUAACAACAAUGCUAUGCCGCUAUUAAAUCAGCAUCCGUAUCAGAUGUUUGAUGCUAUUGAUAAUGGAAACAGUAAUCUUACUUAUAAUUCUUCGUUAGAUUACAUUGACAACAAGGAUAACAUGAUGAAUCCAUUAAGGCCACAGCAACCAUACAUGGAUAACAACAAUAGCAAUAACUCCAUGGUUACUCAUCAUCAACCACAAUUUAUGGGACAACCUAUCCCUCUCCAGCAACUAUCCCUAUCCGAUGCUCCUCAAGAUUAUGACGAAAUGCCGACAUUGUUUGAUACUAUCGAUGAUAGGCAAUCGUUUAUCGGUUCCAAAGAUCCAUACGAGUCGAGCCCGGAGUCGUCACCCAAGGACACCAAAGAAUCAAUUGAGCAUAUAUCAGAGAAUGAACUGAGGAAUGCUGCGGCAGGGUUGAGCUUAACUAGCGUGAACUAAAAGAAAAUAGUACAAAAUCUUUAUCAAGUUACAUUUUUUUUUUCUUUCACUUCGUAUAUUUGUUAGAUUACAUUCCACAGUUUUGAUACUCGUACAUCGUACUGUUUUGUAAAACUCAUUUAGUUAUGCAAUUUUUGUUUUCAUUUUUUGCACUUAGCUUGUGCAAUU